CCACUAUGACAAGUUGAGAUUAUUGCAUUGAGAAAAACAAAAUAUACACAAAAAGUGUAAAUAUUGAUAAGUUAUCGUAAUGUCGGAAACACAUUUGGAGGCGCCUCCAUCGGUGCGUCUAACAAACGAUGAUUUUCGCAAGCUGCUGGCCACACCGCGUGCUCCGCCACCAGGAUCCUCCACAAGCAGUGGAGGAGGCAGCGGUUACCUUGCUACCGCCCAGUUUGCAACGCCUGCAGCGGUCAGUGGAGAAAAGAAGAAAAGUCAGAGCAGCAGCGAGCGCAACGAUUUGCGACGCAAAAAGAAGAAUUUCUAUGCAGCUCUCAAAAAGCAGGAGGAUGUGAAGCUGCAGGAGCUCUCUGAGAAAUACAGAGAUCGGGCACGUGAGCGUCGCGACAAUGCGAAUCCCGAUUACCAGAAUGCCAGCACACCGGGUCACGGUAGCAGCACCAACGCGUAUCGCGCUGUGGCACCUGAUGUCAAGAGUGGUGUGGAUGCGGCGGAGCGACGUCGGCGUAUUAUUCAGGAGUCAAAGUUCUUGGGCGGUGACAUGAAGCACACUCACUUGGUGAAGGGUCUCGAUUAUGCGCUGCUGCAAAAAGUGCGCUCCGAGCUACACACCAAGGAAGCCGAAGAGGAGGAGCUUGCCGCAGCUCUGGCGCGCGAAAAACUCGCUGAAGCUGCAGCGGCUGCGGAGCAACUGGAGGCAGAACGUCGCGAAGCCGAAGAUAUCAAUGCCAUCAAUGGUCAGAUGGCACGCAACAUUUACAAUCUCAUCCAGGCACGUCGAUCCAAGGAGGUGCCACGCAACGAACUCUUUGCACCCGGUCGCAUGGCCUAUGUCAUCGAUAUGGAGGAUGAAAUGGAUAUGGAUAUACCCACAACCCUGAAGCGUUCCAAGUACGAGGUGCCCGUGGCACGCGAAGACAUUGCCACGCUGACUACCAACGACAUUGUCAUCAAUAAACUCUCGCAGAUUUUGAGCUAUUUGCGCGCCGGAGGACGCAACAAAAAGAACAAGAAACGCGACAAGGAUAAACCGUUGUUCUACGAGAAGGAAGUGGAGCAUGUGCGUGGCCAGCAGCAUGUUGGCAGCGGUAGCAGCAGUGCGGCAGGCGGAGGAGGAGCAGGAAGCAGCUCUACAAGUGGCGGCAAAACAAACAAACCACUCGGCGAUAGCAUCUACGACGAUGUGGGCGACUAUCAACCAAGUGCAUCGCGUAGCGACCGACAUCAUCAAUCCAAAGCCAACACUCAAUCCUACUUUGGGGAUGCGCCGCCCGAGGUAGCCGAGCCGGUGAUAACCAGUAUACCGCCACCGCCAAAGAUAUCCAAGGCAAUGGCAUCGCGAUUUGCCAAUGAACCGGAAGGCUAUGCCGAGUGCUAUCCGGGUUUGGAGGAGAUGAACGAUGCUAUUGAUGAUUCCGACGAUGAAGUUGAUUAUACCAAAAUGGAUUUGGGCAAUAAGAAGGGACCGAUUGGUCGCUGGGACUUUGACACUCAGGAGGAAUACUCGGACUACAUGAGCACCAAGGAGGCGCUGCCAAAAGCUGCCUUCCAGUACGGUGUUAAGAUGCAGGAUGGCCGCAAGACGCGCAAAAAUAAAACCGAAAAGAAUGAAAAGGCCGAACUCGAUCGCGAGUGGCAAAAGAUUCAGGGUAUUAUACAGAAGCGAAAAUUACCCAAGGACGGCGGCGGUGGAGGAGGUGGAUCAGGAGGCGGUGGGGGUGAUGAGCCUGACUAUAAAUCUGCAAAAUAUUGAAUGUCUGAGAAGCCAGUUAGAAGUGAUGACGGUUAUUCUAUUGAAUAUGUUGAAAUUGACUUUAAAUAUCUGCUAUCGAAGGGAUGACGAAAUAAUUUUAGGAUGCGCUAUAAUCUUAUAAAUUUAAUUGUAGACGCCAUAAUUAAUAACCUUUGCUUAUCAAUAAAUAAAUUGA
Drosophila albomicans is the source of this 1937-nucleotide messenger RNA. It is a transcript of the gene beag, whose product is annotated as protein Red. The coding region runs from base 80 to 1762 and encodes 560 amino acids. NCBI's taxonomy places the organism in Eukaryota, Metazoa, Arthropoda, Insecta, Diptera, Drosophilidae. Gene Ontology annotation, cellular component: nucleus. Gene Ontology annotation, biological process: mRNA splicing, via spliceosome. The transcript has 2 exons. The record is from RefSeq and is a predicted model, not a curated record.